Molecule: messenger RNA, 1983 nt
Organism: Lasiodiplodia theobromae
Lineage: Eukaryota; Fungi; Ascomycota; Dothideomycetes; Botryosphaeriales; Botryosphaeriaceae
Product: Cysteine synthase a
Exons: 6
Coding region: 1-1983 (660 amino acids)
Source: RefSeq, a predicted model, not a curated record
AUGCUUGCAUGCGCAGACAAGGAGGCUGGGAACACUCCUCAGAUUGUGUACUACCAAGGCGGUGUGGGGUCCAAUGGGACAGGAACAUUGAUAUCAGACUACUUGCCAAUUCAAGAGAUUAGCAGCCUUGUGUCUGGCAGCUUAGCAGCGCUCUUUGGCUGGGGUCUCGACGAAAACAUUAUUCAGUGCUACCAUUUCCUGUCUCAAAAUUACAGUAAGGGCGAUGAGAUAUUCGUUUUCGGCUUCUCCCGUGGGGCGUACACUGCGCGCUCUCUUGCAGCUCUAGUGACCACAAUGGGACUCCUCCUUCCUCAACACUUGCAAGACUUCAGGCGCGCCUACCAGAUGUAUCACGACCUGCGCUUCAUCAAAAGGCUGGAGGAAAAGAUGUUCAAGGGAGUCACGGUGAAGGCUGUAGGGGUCUGGGAGACGGUUGGAGCUCUGGGGUUGCCCGACAGCAAGCUGACGAACUUCUUCCCGUCACUCAACCGCCGAUUCAAAUUCCACGACGCAGCUCUAAACUCUCGCAUCGAAAACGCAUUCCAGGCGCUGGCGCUCGACGAACACCGCGGGGCCUUCACCCCGACGCUCUGGUACCUCGACCCGCACUACCUCGACGACUACCACGAGCAAAACAAAAACGACCCCUCCAGCGAACACGGCGGCAAACUGCGCAACUCCCUCCAGGGCAAAAAAGUCCCGAACCUCAAACAAUGCUGGUUCCCGGGCUACCACGAAACCAUCGGCGGCGGCAACACGCUCGCCAACGCCUGGAUGCCCGACAACACCGACAUCGACGACAUCGCGCUGGCCUGGAUGUGCGACCAGCUCGAGGGCCUGCUCGCCUUCGACACCGACGCUGCCGAGCGCAUCCUCUUCUCCCCACCCCCGUCCGACACCCCCUCCUCCUCUCCCCCCUCCGCCCCGAACGCGCAACAGCAGCAGUGGGCCCUCGGCACCAACAUCGACCUAAUGACCCUCAUGCCCCCGCUCCGCCUCGCCGUCGCCGGCGGCAGCCACGCGCGCACGCCCGGCCAGUACCGCAAAGACCUGGGCGCGGAAGAGGAGCGCGCCGCGCCGCGCGACUUCGCGACGAACGAGUCUGUCCACCCGUGCGUGCGGCACCGCGUCGAGGGUUUCGCGCGGGCGGCCGUGCCGUACAGGCCGGCGCCGUUUUUUCCUCCGCCGCGGCAGCAAAGUUCGAGCCACGGCCAUGGGCUGGCGCAGCAGCAGCAGCAACAGCCGCAGUGGCGGUGGGAGGAGAGCACGAAGCGAGGAAGUGGAGAACCGGAUGGGAACGGGGCGAAGUGGGUGAGGCCGGGGGUGCCGGCGUAUGACGGUGGUGGUGGUGGUGGUGGUGGUGUCGGAGGGUGGCUGCUGCUGCCGUCGUCGUUGUCGUUGUGGUGGUGGUGGGAGCAGAAGAAGCCCCAGCAGCAGCAGCAGCAGCAGCAGCAGCAGCAGCAGCGGUCUGUCAUGCUGCACGAGUGGGUCGUGCGCGAGAUGGACGGCCGCACCAACUUCGAGGCGCGCCUGCUGCCGUGGAUCGUCAAGGAGCAGCUGUGGGCGCGCAACCGCCGGCUGCUGAAGCAGUCGGACGAGGGGGCCUUCGAUGAGAAGCAUGGGUGCAGGUUGUUUUGGACCAGGUCGAAUUGGGGGUCGAAGAAGGUCGUUGAGGGGGGGAACUGCCGGGUGCAUGGUGAUGCGCUUGUGGCGGUGCGGACCCUGCGGGGGGAUGAGCGGCCUGAGGCUGGGAGGGGGGAUGAAGUGCCUGAGGCUGGGAGAGCGGAUGAGCGGCCUGAGGUUGGGAUAGUGGAGAGGGUAGCGGUGAGGAAUGUUCAUGCAGAGGAGGAUGAGUCGGUGGUGCAGAAGCAACCGCAUGAUGUCAGGGCAUCAGCGUCGAGAUGGACACCAGAUCACGAGGGGACCAUAUUUGAAGGUGGUCCUGUUGGUGGGACUUCAUUAACUGUGGAUGAAGAAUUGUGA